Messenger RNA from Sebastes umbrosus (honeycomb rockfish), 2017 nucleotides. RefSeq names its product peroxisomal biogenesis factor 16 (gene pex16). NCBI's taxonomy places the organism in Eukaryota, Metazoa, Chordata, Actinopteri, Perciformes, Sebastidae. Gene Ontology annotation, cellular component: peroxisomal membrane. The coding region runs from base 208 to 1242 and encodes 344 amino acids. The transcript is spliced from 11 exons. Gene Ontology annotation, biological process: peroxisome organization. The record is from RefSeq and is a predicted model, not a curated record.
GUGUAUUCGAACCCUGCGAGCGGGGGGACGUCAAUGACUGACGGACGGAUCAUCCAAACACGGAAGUUAGUGUUUUGUUUUGAACCAGAAGUCUCCUCAUGUUCUCAAACUAACUCACUCACUAACUCCUCCACACAGCAGAUAUAUAGUGAGCUCAGCGGCUAAAUGAAGAGUUUAUUAGUCAGUGUGCAGUAAGUGAACGCUGAGAUGUCGAACAUUAAAGAGUAUUUAGAUAAGGUGAGGUGUUUCUAUGAGCGGUACGUUGAGUACGUGAAGAGAAACCCAGCUGCUGUUGCUCAGCUGGAGAGCACCGUGAGGACGCUCUCAUACCUCAUCGCAGGUCGAUUUGCAGAUUCACAUGAAAUAUCUGAACUGGUGUACUCUGCCUCCAACCUGCUGGUGCUCUUCAAUGACAGUAUUCUACGCAAAGGGCUGCGAUGUGCCUUCCCUGUGCCUCUCUCCCAGCAGAGACUCCUCACCUGGCUGUCUGUGAUGGAGCACCUGGAGGUUUUCCUGGAGAUGGGAGCCUGCAAGCUGUGGGGUGAUCUUGGCCGCUGGCUGGUGAUCGCACUCAUUCAGAUUUUUAAGGCAAUUUUUCGCCUCGUGCUUUUUCUGUGGUACAAAUCCGGCAUCCAGACUACACCUCCCAUACUCCCCCUCGACAGAGGUGCAGAAUUUGUCAGUGAAGAUGACGGUAACCUGGAGCAGCAAGAUGACACCUGCUUCGUGGGUCAGAGGUCAGGACGGGUCAUCAGGCCACUAGGCAGCGCUCCCUCCCUACAGGCCCGACUGUGGGGAGCCCCGAGUCAGAAGAAGAAGAGGAGGAGCAGCUUAAACGGGGAGAAGCUCCUCAGCAGACCGACGCAGCUGAAGCUCCGGGAGACCCUCGCCGAGUCCGUGUACAUCGGACGGCCGCUUGUACACUUACUCUGCCUCGGACUCUGUGGGAAACACUCCUGGAAACCGUGGCUCAUCUCUGGAGCCCUCGAACUUUCCAGUUUCGCUGUGCUCAGUGAUACGAAAUUUCUGAAUCGAUGGGAGAGGGCCGAGAUGAAGAGGAGAACAUUCCUUCUGCUGUACUACCUCCUUCGUUCACCCUUCUAUGACAAAUUCUCUGAGGAAAAGAUUCUCUUCCUGCUCAGACUGCUGGCGGAUCACGUUCCAGGAAUCGGCCUUGUGGCACGCCCUCUGAUGGAUUACCUCCCCACCUGGCAGAAGAUCUACUUCUACAACUGGGGAUAAAACCUGCUGCUGGAUGAGCUCCCAUCUUUGAUGUUUGCAAGUCAUCAGGGCAACGCUGAUGAACUGUCCGGAGACAGAGACGCUUGUUAUAAUCCCCCAUAAAAUCAGAUAAAAGUGACGUGGAGAUGAUUCCCACUUCUGACUGACAGCGAGGACCUUCUUAGUAACAAAAUGUCUCCAUUCACAAGUCUAAAUCAGAAACAUGUGUUGUGUUUUUCUACAGGUAUAUUACCGUGUUUCAGACACUACAAAGCACUGGUGUGACUAAUGCUAAAAAAAACUAUUGUUUGCCUCGUGUGUCAGAUGUCACAGAACUUAAUUGUUUGAUGAUUCAUACCAUUGCUAUUUGCAUCGAGACAGUUUGAAUGAUGUGCGGUCGAAUAUUUCUGUGAUGUUAUCUCGUUACGUUCUUGUCGGACACCCUUGCCCUCGUGCUUCAUCGGUCAAAGUGAGCAGCCUGGUUUGUCAAGAACAAGAGGCAGCGGUUCGCUGGAGAGCAGAAAUCUUAAAACUGAAAGCAGCAAUGACUGAGAAGAAGCACAUAAACCUUGAGUGACCUCAUUACCACCAGCAGGCGUUGAAUUUCCAGUUCUUGUUGGGAGAGUUUUCAUGCAGAAAAAAGCCGUACAAAACCAGUGGAAAUGCAACAUCAUGUAACCUUGUGAGUGUGUGUGAGCUGGAGUCAAUGACGAGGACAAGCCAAGAGGUUUUAAACCUUUAUUAACAUACUGAAUAAGUUUCUUUUUGUAGCCUACAAAUAAAUAGUUGAAUGUUU